GAGCCCUUGGUUUCUCCUAAAAUAAAAAUCUUUUACCAAUUUCGUGUUCGAUCCCAUUUUCUGACGUAUCUCUUUCCCUAUAUAUUUUCUCUUCCCACGGCGAAUAAAGUCAGCUGAUUCGUCAUCCAUUGAAUACCCACCUGAUUCUGGUUGCAAGAGACCCACCUCUCUCUCUCUCUCUCUUUUAAUUAAGCAUUUCUAUUCCAUUUCCUCCCUUUUAUAGAAAUAUUAACCAUUUAUUAUUGUUUUUCAUUACUACAACACUCUUCUUUUCGAAGUUUCUGAAACUUUCACUCUAAGCAUACAUUUUUCUUUUGUUUACCCUUUUUCUUUCUCUCUAUCUGCUCUUUGCCUCUUUCAAUUAGCUUUAGAUCUGGGAUAGUUUAGAGCAAAAUACACUUUCUAUUUAUUGCAUGCUAAUCCUAGCUGCUUAUAGAUUUUCAAAAUUGAAAGUCAAAUUUAUUUGCUUUUAUCGCCUGUAAAUGUCUUUCCUCCACUGAACUAGCUAUUUUCAGCCUUUUCUUUUAAACUCUCUUUCAUUAGCAAAUUAAAGACGAAAUCUUUUUUGAUUUGUUACUGGGGACAUUUCUGCUCUUGGGUUUUGGUUAUUGGUAUGUAUUCUAUUCCCUAUUUACGCAUCUUUGCUUCAAAGUCUUAGCUUGGAUGUUAUUCGAAUACCUAAAAAGGAGGCUUUGGUUCUGUUACAGAACCUCCUUUCUUCUCUUUGCCUCUUCUCUCUUAACUAGAUUGCUGGGUUCCACUUUGCUUGCUAGCAUUUUCGGUUUUCUGAGCUAGUUCGUACACCUCUUAGUUUUCAGCUAGAGGGAAUUGCUGUCCAUGAAAAACCGAUUAAUGAGUAUGAGAAAAAAUGCCAAUUCCCACUCAGGAAGGGUGUUUAGUGAUAGAAAAUGGCUUAUUCCAUUUUUUGCAAGCCUCCUUGUAUCUUUGACUCUAUUUCUGUCAGCUACUUUUGGGCUAUUUACCUCUUCUUAUGGGGGAGAUCAGUUGCCAUUUGACAUUAUUUCAUUUUCAAGAUCAGAGGACGCCAGUGGGUAUUUCGUUGAAUCCGAAUUAAACAAGUCGUUUAACACAAGUGGGUAUUCAAAAUUGGAGGCCCCUAGAUUAGCUUAUCUCAUCUCAGGGACAAAGGGCGAUAGUCGUAGAAUGAUGAGGACUUUGCAAGCAGUGUAUCAUCCAAGAAAUCAGUAUAUUUUGCAUUUAGAUCUUGAGGCACCGCCCCGUGAAAGGUUGGAGUUGGGGAUAUCUGUGAAGAAUGAUCCGACAUUUCUAGAAGUUGGGAAUGUACGUAUAAUGGCACAGUCCAAUUUGGUGACCUAUAAGGGGCCAACUAUGAUAGCGUGUACACUUCAAGCGAUUGCAAUUAUGUUGAGGGAGAGCUUGGAGUGGGAUUGGUUCAUUAACCUCAGUGCUUCGGAUUAUCCUCUUGUGACACAAGAUGAUUUGCUUCUUGUAUUCUCAAAUAUGUCUAGAAAUCUAAACUUCAUUGAACAUACGAAGAUUACUGGAUGGAAACUGAACCAAAGGGCAAAACCAAUUAUCAUUGAUCCAGGCCUUUACUUAUCAAAGAAAUAUGACCUUGCUUUGACUUCUCAACGUCGUUCACUUCCCACUUCUUUCAAGUUGUUUACUGGUUCAGCAUGGGUAAUGCUAACCCGAUCCUUUUUAGAAUACUCUAUAAUGGGAUGGAAUAACCUCCCACGAACUCUCUUAAUGUACUACACAAAUUUCAUCUCCUCUCCAGAAGGAUACUUCCAUACUCUUAUUUGCAACACAGAAGAAUUCCGAAACACAGCAAUAGGCCAUGAUCUUCACUACAUUGCUUGGGACACUCCUCCAAAGCAGCAUCCUAUCUCUUUGACCAUGAAAGACUUCGACAAAAUGGUUAAAAGCAAGGCACCAUUUGCUCGUAAAUUUGCAAGGGAUGAUCCGGUUUUAGACAAGAUUGACAAAGAGCUUCUAGGUCGCACAAGCCGGUUUGCACCUGGAGCAUGGUGUAUUGGCAGCUCAGAUGAUGGUGCUGAUCCAUGCUCUGUGCGUGGAAAUUAUUCAGUGUUUAGGCCAGGUCCAGGUGCUGAGAGGUUGCAACAACUGUUUCAGACAUUGUUAUCUGAUGAUUUUAGAAAAAAGCAGUGUUCAUGAUAGAAGUGAAAUUUUGAUAAAUCUCCAAGUGUACAUUGGUGUAUUCUUAGAUUAUACAGCUGAUGUAGAAUGACGGAAGUUUUCUCUUAUUCCCACAUAAAUGGAACAUUAAGUUGAAAAUGUAAAAAAAUGUUUAUUGGUACAUUUUCAAUCUACCCAAUUCAUUUAUUUUGUUUAUUA
Messenger RNA from Hevea brasiliensis (rubber tree), 2340 nucleotides. Its product is annotated as beta-glucuronosyltransferase GlcAT14A. Bases 838 to 2160 code for a protein of 440 amino acids. Gene Ontology annotation, cellular component: membrane. Gene Ontology annotation, molecular function: glucuronosyltransferase activity. The transcript has 4 exons. Lineage: Eukaryota; Viridiplantae; Streptophyta; Magnoliopsida; Malpighiales; Euphorbiaceae. The record is from RefSeq and is a predicted model, not a curated record.